Molecule: messenger RNA, 1053 nt
Organism: Diachasmimorpha longicaudata
Lineage: Eukaryota; Metazoa; Arthropoda; Insecta; Hymenoptera; Braconidae
Gene: Sf3a2
Product: splicing factor 3A subunit 2
Exons: 3
Coding region: 120-947 (275 amino acids)
Biological process (GO): spliceosomal complex assembly
Cellular component (GO): catalytic step 2 spliceosome; U2-type prespliceosome; nucleus
Molecular function (GO): nucleic acid binding; zinc ion binding
Source: RefSeq, a predicted model, not a curated record
GAGUUUUGACAGUCGCUCCAUGAAAACAGUCGACUGAGAGUAAACAGUAAAUGUCCUGGCGUGUGUUUUGUGCUCCAAAAUUUGUGUUCUAUUCUGGUCUUAACAAGAAUUACUGAAAAAUGGACUUUCAAAAUCGCCCUGGGGGUAAAACCGGGGGUGGAGGUGUGGCGUCCUGGUCAGAGAGCAAUCGAGACCGACGUGAGCGCCUCCGUCAGCUGGCCCUGGAGACCAUUGACCUGAACAAGGACCCUUACUUCAUGAAAAAUCACUUGGGAUCGUACGAAUGUAAAUUAUGUCUGACUCUUCACAACAACGAGGGGAGUUACCUGGCCCACACCCAGGGCAAAAAGCACCAGGCAAAUCUUGCCAGGCGAGCUGCCAAGGAGGCCAAAGAGGCGCCCCAGACCCUAGCACCAGAGAAACCAAAGGUCGAGCCCAAGAAAUUCGUCAAAAUUGGAAGACCUGGGUAUCGAGUCACUAAACAGAGAGAUCCAGAAACUGGACAGCAGAGUCUAUUGUUCCAGGUGGAUUAUCCCGAGGUAGCUGACAACGUCAUACCCAGGCACAGGUUCAUGUCGGCUUAUGAACAGAGGGUAGAACCUCCCGAUCGUAAAUGGCAGUAUCUCCUGUUCGCUGCCGAGCCUUACGAGACCAUUGCAUUCAAAGUACCUUCCAGAGAAGUUGAAAAGGCGGAAGGAAAAUUCUGGACUCACUGGAACAAGGACACGAAGCAAUUUUUCCUACAAUUCGCAUUUAAGAACGAAAAACCAACGGUUGGAAAGGUCCCACCACCUCCGGUGCCUCUGCUCAGGGGUGGUAUGCAACCCCCAAUGAUGCCUGUACCUCCUCCCCCACGACCACCCAUGUUCCAUGGCGUUCCACCUCCUCCUCCAGCACUACUUGCUGGAGGCAUGCAAAUUCCACCACCUCCACCCCACGUGGCAUGAAGAUGAUGGAGUAAAUUCGUGGUGUAUCGAUUUUUUAAUUUGAAUUUAAUAAAACUGAAGUUGAGUAACGUAAAUAAAUUAAAAUCUAUUUUUAAUUGGUUUCCAA